Gallus gallus (chicken) is the source of this 1638-nucleotide messenger RNA. RefSeq names its product fukutin related protein. Gene Ontology annotation, biological process: protein O-linked glycosylation via mannose. The record is from RefSeq and is a predicted model, not a curated record. Lineage: Eukaryota; Metazoa; Chordata; Aves; Galliformes; Phasianidae. Gene Ontology annotation, cellular component: Golgi apparatus.
CAGGCCCCAUUAAGGACCCCCCCCAAUUAACCAGGCCCCAUUAAGGACCCCCCCCCAGUUAACCAGGCCCCAUUAAGGCCCCCCCCAAUUAACCAGGCCCCAUUAAGGACCCCCCCCCAAUUAAGCAGCCCCCAUUGAGGUCCGCCAUGCGCCUCACCCCAUGCCAGGCCGCCUUGGCCUCCGCCAUCGCCCUCAACCUCCUCCUCCUCCUCCUGUCCCUCCCCCGCCUCCUCCCCGUGACCCCCCCCCCUCCCCGCUGCCGCCCCCCCCCUCCCCCCCUCCCCGCCGCCGCCCCCCAAACCCCGGGGGUCACCGUUUUACUCCGCGACUUCCAGGACUUCUCCCACGACCUCCAGGGCACCUCGCGCUCCUUCGCCUCCCUCAACGCCCCCGUCCUCAUCGCGGCCGACCUCCCCCCGUACCCCCCCGUCCCCCUCCCUCCGGGGGUCCGCUUCCUCCCCCUCCGCCGCUCCCCCCACCUCCCCCCCCCGGUCCUGGAACUCCACAUCCGCACUCCUUACGUCCUCAUCGUCCCCGACGGCGCUCGGGCCGUCCCGGCCGUCCUCCAAUCCAUGAUGGCGGCUUUGGAUACCCAAACCCACGUGGUGGCGGUCCCCGUGGGGCCGUCCCCCCUGCGCUGCGUGGGGCUCCGCGUGGACCUCCGCCGUUGGACGCUGCGCUAUGGGGCCGAGGGCGGCUGCGGGGCGGUGGAGGGGACGGCGGCGCUGCUGAUGCGCUCCGAGGACCUCUUCAACCUCUCCUACCCGACGGAGAGCCCGUCGGACACCUCCAUCUUCAUCCAGGCCUCGCUGAGGGGCUGGAAGCUCCGCGUCCUCCACCGCGGUUUCCCUUCCGCCCCGUCGCCGUUGAGUUCUCCCCACGACGUCUGGAAGGCCAAAAGCUCGACGGAUUCACGGCGCAGGAGGCUGAUGGAGGAGUUCGGCAUCAAACUGGAGGUGCUGGAGGACGGCCGGCAGCGUUGGUACGGAUGCAAUAAGGAGAGCCAGAGGUGCUUCGGCACCGUCCUCGCCCGCACCCCGCGCUACCUCCUGCAGGGCCGCUGGACCCCUCCGUGCUGCUUGAGGGCGUUGAGGGAGACGGCGAAGCACGUGGUGGAGGUCCUGGAGGGCUCCGGGGUGAGGUAUUGGUUGGAAGGGGGGUCCCUUUUGGGCGCCGUCCGAUUGCGGGACGUCAUCCCGUGGGAUUACGACGUGGAUUUGGGAGUGUACCGGGAUGACGUGGCCAAAUGUCCGUGGCUGAGAGAGGCUCAAAAAGGCCCCGUGGAGGACGAGGAGGGCUUCGUGUGGGAGACGGCGGCCGAAGGGGGUUUCUUCCGCGUGCAUUACAGCCGCAGCAACCGCCUGCACGUCGACCUGUGGCCCUUCUUCCCCCGCGCCGGGGUGAUGACCAAGGACACGUGGUUGGGUCACCCGCAGGACGUCGAGUUCCCCGAGCGUUUCCUCCUCCCCACCGUACCGCUGCCCUUCGCCGGCUUCACUGCCAUGGGGCCCAACAACCCCCGCCAGUUCCUGGAGCUGAAAUUCGGGCCGGGGGCCGUCGAGGAGCCGCAGUACCCCAACCCCGCCGUCCUGCGGCUGCGACGCGAGGAGAUGACCCAAUAAAGUCCUGCGGCGGCUC